Messenger RNA from Saccostrea echinata, 1555 nucleotides. RefSeq names its product NAD-dependent protein deacetylase Sirt6-like. NCBI's taxonomy places the organism in Eukaryota, Metazoa, Mollusca, Bivalvia, Ostreida, Ostreidae. The transcript has 5 exons. The record is from RefSeq and is a predicted model, not a curated record. The coding region runs from base 55 to 1389 and encodes 444 amino acids. Gene Ontology annotation, molecular function: NAD+ binding.
GUCAAACAACUGUCAAAGAAGCAGGAUCGUUAUUUUCCCGCAGAACGCUUUAAAAUGAAUUGCUGUCUUAAAUGUUGCGGAAAAGAAAUAAAUAUAUCUGAUGAUUCGAGAGUCGAAGUAAAAACUGUUCUGCCAUCUCGUUUCAAUGGUGAAAACUUUCAUGUUCUUUGGAACAAAAACGAAGAGGCCAAAUUCCACUUGCCCUGUUGGAAUCAUCUCUUGAAUGUAAGGACAUCAGCCAAUCGGAAAAAUAGUACAAAGAAAAGACCUCACGAAACUCCAGACUCUAUAUCAAAACAAGAGAAGGCUCUGAUCAGGGAAGCCAGAAAGACGGCCGAAUUCUUCGAUUCUGGGGAACAAAUUAAAAAGGAGGCCAGUAGAGUAGCAGAAAUGCUCAAGUCAGCAAAACACUGCGUGGUUUUUACUGGAGCUGGAAUUUCCACUUCUGCUGGUAUUGGGGACUACAGGGGCAAAAGUGGCAAGUGGACAGAAAUGGAUCAUAACCAGGUGUCUGACAAAAUAAAUCAAAUGUUUGAUUCUCAGGGACCCUCCGCUAGUAAAAGGCCUUGUCUGCAGAACGAGUGUAGCGAUGAAGGCAAUGAAAAACUUACAGAAGAUGAAGAUGAGAUGGAUGAAGAUGGAGUUGAUUAUGAGAAGUUGCGACCAACAUUCACUCACGAGGCAUUGUGUCUUCUGAUGGACAAGAAGCUGAUAAAGCAUGUGGUCAGUCAGAAUGGGGAUGGUCUUCACGGUCUGUCAGGUAUUUCAAAGGAAAAUCUCUCCGAACUCCAUGGAAAUGUAUUUAUAGAAAAAUGUGAGAAAUGUGGCCACAGAUAUGAACGUUCUUUCUACGUGAUGGAUGACGAAGGCAGCCAGUACUAUGAAGAUUUAGAGGAUUUUGGAAAAUCUUCUGUGAAGAAACCAAAGCAUGCCAAACAGUGUGAGAGGUGUGGGUUAUCCCAUAGAACAGGAAGAAAGUGUGAACAAAAGGACUGCACAGGAUACCUUAUGGAUACAAUCAUUAACUUCAGGGACAACUUGGAGGAGGAGAUACUGACUAGAGCGUUUGACCAUGCUUACCAGUGUGACCUAAUGAUCUGUUUAGGCUCCACCCUCACUGUCACCCCAGCUAAUGAACUGGUGGAUGUCAUUGAAAAACCACACCCUAUUGUCAUAUGUAACAGACAGAAGACUGAUUAUGAUGACGACUGCCUAAGAAAAUGUCGAGGAGAACAACAGCCGAGGGGGGGUCGUGUUUAUGGGGAUUGUGACGAGUUUAUGAGAGAGGUGCUGAAGAACAUUAUAGGGGAGAGGAGCUUAAAAGUUUGGGAGGAGGACCGGCCAAAGAGAUUGAUUAACUAUGACAAAUGUCGAUCUAAGAAUAAUUAAGAGUUAACAUCACCAAGAACUUCAAUGAAAGGGGUGCAAUUCUGUCAUAAAAAUUCUUAAAUUGAGAUGAUAUUUGUAUAUCAGUAUACAUAUUAGCCAAAGUUCUGUGAUAUUUUAGAUAGAUUAUCAUGUUAACUCAUUCUUUUUUUUCACUGUAAAUAAUUAA